Molecule: messenger RNA, 2523 nt
Organism: Melospiza melodia melodia
Lineage: Eukaryota; Metazoa; Chordata; Aves; Passeriformes; Passerellidae
Gene: DCST2
Product: DC-STAMP domain containing 2
Exons: 17
Coding region: 1-2523 (840 amino acids)
Cellular component (GO): membrane
Source: RefSeq, a predicted model, not a curated record
AUGAGGCUGGUGUCGGGUCUGGGCAGAGCCCUGCGGGCCCGGCGGGGCCUGCCCAAGCAGCAGGCCCCGCGGGCCGGGGCCAAGCGCAGGCCGCAGGAGCCCAGCAAGGCCCAGGAGUUCGCCCGCAGCCUGGGCGGCCUCACGCUGGGCCUGCUGCUGGCCAGCAUUUACGGGGCCCUGGUGCUGCUGGUGCAGGGCCACAAUGUCUGGUACUGCCUGAGCGUCACCGUCUUCAUGGGCGCGGGGAUGGGCCUGGGCAUGGCCUUCUCCAUGAAGACGCGGAUGAUCGUGCUGCUGGCACUGCCGCACUUCUUCACCAAGGAGGGGAAGAUGAUGGUCAUGGUGCUGGCGCUGUGCCUGACCAUGCAAGGCCCUGGCACCAAUCUCAUGCACAACGUCUCCCAGCUCGCCAAGGCGCUGUCGUGUGGGGCUGAGCUGGCCCAAAACCAGACGGCCGAGCGGCUGCAACGUGCCAAGGAGCCACUGCUGAACUUGCAGAGGAAAAUCAAGGAGAUUGGCCAGAAUGCCAAGGUGCUGGGUGACCGCGUCCGUAAAUUCAUCCGCUCCAUCACAGACUCUACCAGACACGUUGCCCGGGCCCUGCGCAACGUUUGGAUGUGGCUGGCGAGGGCUGGGAACAUCUGCAACCGCGAGCUGGGGGAUCCCAAGACCAGCUGCUAUCGCUACAUAGACAAGGCCAGGGACAAGUGUGAGCGUGCCCUGCCCCUCCUCUUCCACAUCUGCUACGUUAUCAUCACCUUCAAGGCCCUCUGUGGCACGAUCAGCACACUUUCAUUCAUGUUCUGCACCAUCCCAAAGUACAUCCAGAAGUUCAUCCGGGCCAACGUUGCAAACCCCCUCACAGACGCCCUGAACCGCGUCCGUGCCGAGUUUGAGUUCAACAUCACAGUCAUGCACCACUUCAGCGUCAACCUCAACGCCAGCAAGAGCCUGGGGGAGGUGUCUGCCGAUAUCAUGGAGGCCGUGCAGCACCACAUGGAGCCCUACCACCGCUUCCUGGAGCUCUUCUCCUACAUCUCCUUCUUGGCCGUCCUCUUCUUGUGGUACCGCGCGGUUAAGUACCGGCGCCGCUACCUGCGGGACGACACCUUUGACAACGUUUACAUCACGCGGCGCUUUGUGGAGAUGGACCUGCGGUGUGCAGAGCAGGGCAAACCCACCGUGCUGCCCCUGUCGGGGCGGGAGAGGGGCCGCUACAUCCCCCCAGGUGCGCUGUGGCUGUCGAAGGCUGAGCGAAGCCAGUAUGGGAUUCAGCUCUUUGGGUUCCUGCGCCACACCCUGCUGGGGCUCAGCAUCAUCCUGGCUGACUACAGCAUCUUCUGGCUCCUUGACCUGUUCCGGCACCAGCUGAGCGCGGAGAUCAUUGCCAGGGCGCCGUCGACCAUGACCAUCAGCGUCAACGGGACGGGCUACACCAGUGAGAUCUACAAGGACCUGGUCUCUGCCUUCAACACGCUGCAGGAGGGCGAGGUCUCGGUGCUGUCCCAGGUCUGCCUCAUCCAGCCCGAGGAGCCCGACCACGCCACCUACAUCACCAUAGGAAUCCUGUACGGUAUCUGGCUCUUCAUCGCUGUCUUUGGUUCCUACAUGGCACGCCUGCGCCGGGCGGUGUGUGCCUGCUACUUCCCAUCCCGUGAGAUGGAGCGCCUGGCCUUCCUCCACAACAUCAUCCGGGCACGGCGGGAAUGGGCGGUGUUUGCCCUGAGCCGAGGGGGCACGCAGCGCUUGGCCGACACCGGGAAGAGCAGGCUCUUCCUUAUCCUCAUCUCCAGGUUCCCUCUCCUUGCUCGCCUCGCUCGCCGCGCGGGCAUCCAGCGCAAACACUGCCUGACCUGUGGGAUGGCAGAGCGGCCAGAUUUCAUUGCCUGCAUCACACUCAACUGCAAAGGGCUGUAUUGCAGUGACUGCUACAAAACCCUGAACAACACCUGCUCCGUCUGCAUGGCCCCCCUGAGCUACCCGGACUCUGGGGACGAGGAGCUGGACUCGAGUGAGGAGGAGACAGCAGAGCAGGGCGCUGUGGAGGACGCAUCUCCAGUGGUGAGGAGACAGCGGAGCAGGGAGCGAGGGCAGCAGCUGCUGCAGCGCAUCAAGGACAUCAUCAGCAGCUGGACGUCUCCCUCCAGAACAUCCAGGAGGCUGCAGGAGCAGCUGGAGGAGGAGGAGGAGGAGAGCAAGGGGCUGCUCUCCAGACCCGACUUUGACUCCGAGGAUGAAGCUGCCAGCAGUGACAGGGAGCUGCGGGAGGUGGUGGUGGUAAAAACACCCGAGCGUGUUCCCUCUCCAUCGGAGCAUCCCCCGGGCAUCGAUUCUGGAGCAGAAUCCCGUGCUCAGAAACCUCCCAACACGACCCUGAAGCGAGUGGUGCUCUCGGUCCUGCCCGGCCCGUGCAGCCGCUUCCUCUGGAGCCGGCCCGACCAGUACCGCUGCAGGAAAGCCUUCCUGGGAGCCGGCUUCGGGAUGUUCCUCGGCCUCGAUUAUGAGACAAACCUUAUGAGAUAA